AACAAAUUCAACAAUUGAACGCCUUAAUUAUAGAAAAAAUCAGCGUUGUAGUAAAUAAAUAUCAAGUUCAAAUAUCAGAAAAAAAAAAAAAAACAUGAAUACAACCGAAAAUUCUAAAAAUGUGCUUAUGGUGUGCACUGAUAACAUUAGUCGAUCGCCUAUAGCGGAGGCGGUUUUAAGAGAUGUCAUUUCUAAAGAGGGACUCCAAGAGGAGUGGCAAGUGGACAGCGCUGCUAUUGAAGGUUGGCAUUUGGGCGAGAAGCCCGAUCCGAGGGCAUUAAGUGUGCUGGGCCAUCACAAAAUUAAGUAUAAUGACUGCGCUCGUCGCCUGGACAUCGAUGAUUUCGAAAAGUUUGACUACAUACUCGGAAUGGAUCCAAGUAAUAUGGCCUCAUUGAGGCUGUUAAAACCGCACUAUUCCAACUCGAAAUUGCUUUUGCUGAGUGACUUUCUGUUUGGCUUCAAGACAAACAACCGAUGCAUUGAAGAUCCCUACUAUGAAAUUGGUGAGGAUUCUUUCGAAAAGAUUUACGACCAAUGUCAAUUUGCGUGCUCCAACUUUUUGAAACAAGCGCGCCACAAUCAAAUUAUUAUUUAGCUGUAGUCGUUCCGCACUAUUGACGGGU
This is a messenger RNA of Drosophila nasuta, 626 nucleotides long. RefSeq names its product low molecular weight phosphotyrosine protein phosphatase primo-2 (gene primo-2). Lineage: Eukaryota; Metazoa; Arthropoda; Insecta; Diptera; Drosophilidae. The transcript is spliced from 3 exons. Bases 95 to 598 code for a protein of 167 amino acids. Gene Ontology annotation, biological process: protein dephosphorylation. Gene Ontology annotation, cellular component: cytoplasm. Gene Ontology annotation, molecular function: acid phosphatase activity; non-membrane spanning protein tyrosine phosphatase activity. The record is from RefSeq and is a predicted model, not a curated record.